AUGAAAACCCUCCUUGUUCUUUUUACUGCCGUCUGUCUGUUCGCCGGUGUCUGUUGGUCGGAGGAGGCAGUUAAAACCAGCCCUGGUCCUUCCCCGCUGACGGUAAUCCCCGAAGAGAAGGCCAGUUCUGACACCACCGCUACUACUCUUGUUGCUGAUACUACUGAUGCUGCUAGUACUGCCGAUGCUGCCCUUGCCACUUCGUCAGUUAACGCCGUCACCGAGAGCUCUGCCACCACCCUCACUACGAGUUCCACGGUGGCCAGCGAGGCAGGUUUUGGCUUUGAUGAUGAUGACGAUGAUGCCGAAGGAUGGGUUGUUGUUAGCGCAGAAGAGCUGAACAGACUCAUGGACGAGAUCGAGGCUGAAGGCAGACAGAAGAGCGCUCGGAGGAACAACGUCCAAGAGCAAGUUGCAACACCAAGUCAAUAA
Spirometra erinaceieuropaei is the source of this 432-nucleotide messenger RNA. The record is from the annotation of a GenBank genome assembly. Lineage: Eukaryota; Metazoa; Platyhelminthes; Cestoda; Diphyllobothriidea; Diphyllobothriidae.